CUUUUAUACUCCGGACAACGUUACGUCUGCCCUCUAUACCCGUCAUCUAAACAAACCUACGCGCGCGUUGCGGUGAGAUAUCGAGAGCCCACCUCAAUCUCUACCCCAAUCCUCUCUCCUGAACAACAUCCAUAACCAAGAAACCACGCUCAAACUCACCCUCAAAACCAGCACCGCCCCCCUCCUCCUUCUCCACCACCGCCAACCCGAACACAAACCCGCCCACAAUGGCCCCAAUCCACGAACGCAUCCGCGACGACCUCCUGGCCAUGGAACGCCGCCUCUGGACGGCGCUGACGUCGGCGGACCCCGGCCCCGAGAUCAAGAAGAUGUCCAACGACGACGCCAACUUCCUCUUCCCGAAGCGCGACAUCCUGACCCUGCAGAGCAAGGACCCGUCGCUCUCGGAGGCGCUGAAGCCGCCCUUCCACCACUUCGAGGAGUACGAGCUCAAGGACGUGCGCGUCCUCAUCAUCGACCUGAUGGCGGGCACGGUUACCUACAAGAUCAACGCGCGGCUGCGCGGCAAGAUCCACUUCAACGGCACGGGGUCGACGACGUGGAGCCAGGGGUCCGACGGCGAGUGGCGGAUCGUGGUGCAUCAGGAGACGUCGUUGGAGUAAAUUCACCCCCCCCCCCCCGGUCCC
Aspergillus fijiensis CBS 313.89 is the source of this 647-nucleotide messenger RNA. RefSeq names its product nuclear transport factor 2 family protein. The record is from RefSeq and is a predicted model, not a curated record. The coding region runs from base 228 to 623 and encodes 131 amino acids. The transcript is spliced from 2 exons. NCBI's taxonomy places the organism in Eukaryota, Fungi, Ascomycota, Eurotiomycetes, Eurotiales, Aspergillaceae.